This is a messenger RNA of Thecamonas trahens ATCC 50062, 621 nucleotides long. RefSeq lists its product as uncharacterized. The transcript is spliced from 2 exons. The record is from RefSeq and is a predicted model, not a curated record. Lineage: Eukaryota; Apusomonadida; Apusomonadidae. The coding region runs from base 1 to 621 and encodes 206 amino acids.
AUGAAAGGCAUCACACUCAAGGUCCCCAGCCCGGUCACCUUUGCACGUGACCGGGUAGUCAAGCUGGUACUCUUUGCGGACAAACUGUUCAUGGACCUGUUCCUCGGCAUCUGCGGCUCGAUUUUCAUCUCGGCCUUUUCGCAGGUGGGCAAGUUUACCGAGACGGACAAGUGGUUCAUUCCACUGACGAUCCUGCUGUGGCUGUAUGUGGGCAACCAGCGGCGGACGGCCGCGACGCUGUUCAACCCGUUUGUGUCAACAUUUUCCAUUGCGGCAAGAGCACGCGAGGGAUCCUGGGCGGCGCAAACGCCUCUGGUGGGUGGGAUCGGUGGUGGGAGUGCGGAGGAAGGUAGUGGGACCGGGGGCGGCGAGCACCCGCAUGCUAUGGAGUACCUUCUUGUCUCGACGGCGCCUCAGGCUUCGUUCGCCUCGCGGGUUCUUGACGUCGGCGUCCAGCUCGGCUACAUCGUGCUGUAUGUGGCGCUCACGCCGCGCAACACCCACUCGGUCCUCAUCUCGUACUACUACUUUAUGAUUGCUUUUGUCACCAUCCGCCUGCCGAUCCUCUUUAUCAAGCUCAUCAACACUUUCCGUGAGCGCAAGGCGUCGAGCCCUGUGUAG